AACUAGCAGCUAUAAUAAAGAUGUUAACUAGAGUACCCCAGACAUCAUCAUCAGCCUCAUCUCUCAUAAAUUCUAGCCAACAAGAAAAGAUUUCUGUCCUAUCCAUAGUGGGUAUGGGAGGUAUCGGUAAGAGUACACUAGCUCAAAUGGUCUUUAACGAUGACUCAAUAAGGAGUUCCUUCGAUAGAAGAAUUUGGGUCUGUGUGUCUGAUGAUUUUAACAUCAAGAAGAUCUCAAUAAACAUAAUUGAGUCAGUUACUAACAAGAAGUGUGAUGAUGUAUCAAAUGUCACUGUCUUGGUUAAUGAACUUCAAGAUCUGUUGAGAGACAAAAAAUAUUUCCUGGUACUUGACGAUGUAUGGAAUGAGGAUGCAGAGGCCUGGGAUACCCUUAGAGGUUUACUAGGCGUGGGUGCUCAGGGGAGUCAAGUCUUGGUCACUACACGUAGCAAAAAAGUUGCAUUCAUUGUCAGUAGUAUUACCCCACCAUACAUCUUAGAAAACUUACCUGAUAAUGUUUGUUGGUCUAUCAUUAAGAUCAAAGCAUAUUCUUCUGGUGGAGCCUUAGAGACUCCAAAAAUGACUGAUAUAGGAAAGGAAACAGCAAAAAACUGUGGUGGUUUACCACUUGCUGCAAAUGUUCUCGGAAAUCUUAUGCGCUUGCAUAGAACUGAGAAUGAUUGGUUGUUAAUUCGUGACCAUGAUAGUUUGAGUAUUAGAAAUGCGAAAACAAAAAUCAUAUCAAUACUAAAAUUAAGCUAUGAUAAAUUACCCUCGCAUUUGAAACAUUGUUUUUCCUAUUGCUCUUUAUUCCCAAAGGAUAUGACAAUUGAUAGGAAAACUUUGAUUCAAUUGUGGAUGGCUGAAGGGUUCCUUCAUCCAUCUCAUGGUGGAAGUCAAAUAUCACUAGAAGAUGUUGGUAAUGAUUAUUUUCAUAGUUUACUGGCUAAUUCGUUUUUUCAAGAUGUGAGAAAGGAUGACCUAGGAGACAUUGAUACCUGCAAGAUGCAUGAUUUAGUACACGAUCUUGCUCAGAGUGUCAAUGGUGUUCAUGAUAUCAAGAUUGUGAAUUCCAAUGCAAUGGAAUCUAUUUUUAAAGCUCGUCGUUUGCAAUUAGUGCUAGACAAACAAACAUCCAAAGCAUUUUCAGAAGUCCUGGAAAAAGCAAAAAGACUGAGGUCUGUUUUUUCCCUUGGCAAUGAUCAUCUAGCAGAACGUUUACUUUGUAACAAGAAACUGCGGGUAGUUUAUUUGCAGCGUCGGUAUAAUCUAGGCAUUCAGUCUCCUAUAUGUAAGCUUAAACAUUUGAGGUACCUUGACCUAUCUGAUUGUGCUUUUGAUGGACAUGAUGUAUCCAUCCAUCAACUUUACAAUCUGCAAACAUUGGUCCUCAGUGGGUGUACAAAAGUAGAAACGAUUCUCAAAGGAAUUGGGUCUUUGAAAAUCUUAAGGCACAUCAAUCUCAGGAAUUCAGAUGUUAAAGUACUACCUGAUUCUGUCGUUAAGCUUACCAAUCUGCAGACAUUACAUCUAAGUUCUUGCCGUCAUUUAUCCUCCCUACCUCUAAAUAUAGGGUCUUUGAAUGAUCUAAGAGAGUUGGAAUUUCUAUCUUGUGCAACGUUGAAAGCAUUACCUGAAGAACUUGGAGCAUUGACACGAUUAAGGUGCCUGGAUUUGUCACAUACUGAGAUUAAUGUAAUGCCCGAGUCAUGCAUUAGCAGCCUUUGCAGUUUGGAGAUGAUGGUAUUCGGAGACUGUAAGCUUCCAAAAGAAAUAAAUUGGCCAAAAUUGAGAAUUCUUAAACAUAAUGGAUGGAGAAUAGAUGAAAUGCCCAGAGGUAUAGAAACUCUAACUUGUCUUGAAACAUUAGAAUCCUAUACAGUGAGGAACAACGAAACCAUCUCUUGCAGUGGUGGUGGUGAUGGGAUUGAAGAUUUAGCCAACCUAAAUUCUCUAGAAGUGUUAAAGAUUCUCAAUCUGCGGUUUGUGAGGGGUGGUAUUGACGCAGGGAGAGCGAAGUUAAAGGAUAAGAUAAACCUUUGGAGUUUGUUUCUAGAUUGGUGUUGCGGUGACAAUGAUGGCAAUGAAAUGGCAUUUGAUGAGGUGUUGGAGGGUCUCAAACCUCACCCUAAUUUGAGAAGAUUGAAUAUACAAAAAUUCUCGGGUUUGAACCUUCCGGAAUGGAUGGGUUCAUCCAAUUGCCUUCCAAAUUUAGUUGAUUUAAGCCUUUCAGAAUGCAAUAGAUGUGAGAAGAUACCAUCACUGGGCAUGCUCCCAUGUCUUAAGUUUCUUAGUAUUGAUUUGAUGAGGUCAGUGGAGCGUUUGGGUGACGAGUUCCAUUACCAGCAAGAAGAAGAAAGAAUCAGCACCAACGGUAACAGUAAUAGUGGUAGCACUGAAAAUCUCACUGCAAUAUCAUCAUUUCCUUCUUUAAUUCGUUUGAGUAUCAGAGAAAUGCACAAUCUAAUAGAAUGGGUUUCUCCUCUUCCAAUUGACAAAUCAUUUCCUUUCCUUGUGACGCUUGAAAUCCAGAAAUGUCCAAAGCUGAGAAGCACACCAAACUCAUAUACUUUUCUUAAGGUAUUGAAUUUAAUCGACACCAACAGCAAGGCAGUAACCUCAAUCUUGGCUACCAGAGGACUUGUGCUAAGUUCAGAGGUUUUCUUGGAGUUGAUGAUCUAAACAACUUGUUGUUUUUGAUUGGAAAUGAUGAUAUAAACAACUACAACAACAAGGAUGAAGACGAUGAUGAUUUCGAAGAAAUACUGUCUUUUUCAUGUCCUAUGAUCAACUCCAACUCCAACAAUCGCAGCAAUUCUCUCAGAUCAUUGCAUUUGAGUACUUGUCCUGUUUUAACAGUACUCCCUGAUUUGCGAUCAUUCACUUCUCUCAGGCAAUUAACCAUAUGGAAGUGUGACAAAUUGAAGCAGUCUAUACCCUACGACCUCAAGAAUGCUCUUACCUUUCUUGAAGAGUUGAAAGUUGAUUAUAUUCAAAGAGAAGACGAGCAACUGGAAGAUCCAACUGGUAAAGAUAAACUAAUUAAUUUGAUGUUUGAUCAGAAGAAGUAAAUUUCUUUGCUGCAAUUCAUCUCUUCCAACACCAUCUAAUUCCAUUCACUACCUACAGAAUUCUUGAGGAUUGAAUGAAGUUCGGCGGAACCCAUCGUUGGUGGUUGGUACACCAGGAGAUGUAGAAGACAUGCUGUUAUUGUAGGUACUAGGUACUUCUAACUUAGAGAGUUGUGAAUCAACGGCAAUGCCCAACGGCUACGAUUGAGAGACAUGUUGAUUGUUGGCAAUGAUGAGUCAGUGCCAACCCACGCACUCAUGAAAGUUGCUAUUUGGUUGGAGCUAAGCACAUCAAUAUUGUCAAUGGAGCGGCUAUAAAAUGUACUUGGUAAAGGUGUAUGAAUGAAGAACAGAACCAGGAAGACCUGGAGAGUUACCAAAGCAGAAUCUCAUCAUCUGUUUAAUCAUUUCAGAACAGUUGAGGACAUUCUGAGUUCUUGUCUCAUCGGUCCUUUAAUCAAUGACAUCUGAGUGACCCAGUAAUCGUUUUUUGAUUACAUUCUAGCGUUUGCUUCGACUUCUUUUGCCUUCUGCAAAUGGAUUGGUGGUGGUUGUGGUGCCAACCUAGUUGGGAUGGCACCAUAGUGAUGCUCUAGAGGCUGAAGUCUUUUUUUUGUUUGUCUGUGUCCUGUUUUAUUUUAAAUUGAGACUGUAUUUACAGACCAACAAGAAGAGCGCAAACUUCUUACCUGUAGGAACUAUGAUGUGCAGACAUUUCCAUAAAUUAGAAAUUUUCAU
Papaver somniferum (opium poppy) is the source of this 3808-nucleotide messenger RNA. Its product is annotated as putative disease resistance protein RGA1. The transcript is spliced from 4 exons. The coding region runs from base 21 to 2681 and encodes 886 amino acids. Lineage: Eukaryota; Viridiplantae; Streptophyta; Magnoliopsida; Ranunculales; Papaveraceae. Gene Ontology annotation, biological process: defense response to other organism. The record is from RefSeq and is a predicted model, not a curated record. Gene Ontology annotation, molecular function: ADP binding.